UAAUGACAUCUUGAAAAAUCAAACGUUGCAUGAAAGAAAUGCCCAUGUACAGGUGAGUCUAUGUGCAUUGAUUGGAACCGAGACAUCCUAAAGGUGGAAUUGGGAUUAGAUGAAGCAGAUAUCAUUGAUAUCCCAACAUUGUUUAAGCCAACUGACGCAACCCAUGUAGGAGCUUACUUUCCAGAUAUGGUGAACAUGAUAGUUCUUGGCAAGUACUUGGGAAUUCCAAAACCCUUUGGGCCGCUGAUCAAUGGAGAAUGUGCACUGGAAGCUGUAGUGCGCUCAGCAUUGGAACCACUUGGCCUGGAUUGUACCUUCAUUAACGAUUUCACCUCCUACCACAAGAAGGGCGGAGAAGUUCACUGUGGUUCCAAUGUUCGUCGCAAACCCUUUACUUUGAAGUGGUGGAACAUGGAGAUAUAAUCACCAGUUACAGUUCCCACAUGUAACAAGCAUUGCCUUAUUUUUUCUGCAGCUUUGGUAACGGUGUAACCUACUGGAAAGUCUAUUACCUAAUGGCUUGGAACCUGUGCUCAUACCUUCUCAGGACGUAGGAAGUUAUUUUGUCCAAUAGUCUAUAUCUCAAAGCAGUCCCAUCAGUCCUAAUCUCCCACUCAUUUAGUCAUACAGUAUGGAAACAGGCCCUUUGGCCCAACUAGCCCACACCGGCCAACCUAGCCCACACAGGCCAACAUCAUUUCUAUUAGGUUUUAUCACAUGGUCUGGAAAUUAAAUCAUCAGAGCUGCUGCUCUUUAUGCCAGCAUCUCAGCACCAAAAAUAAACAUUAGAGGGUGGAGUUUGACAGCACUCAGGAAAUUGAACAAGUCCUCUUUACAAUUUAGACUUUUGAGAUACAGUGUGGAAACAGGCCCUUCAGCCCACCAGGUCUGCACCGACCAGUGAUCACCCCGUACUCUAGCACUAUCCUUCAAUUUUACAAUUUUAUCAAAGCCAAUUAACCA
Amblyraja radiata (thorny skate) is the source of this 963-nucleotide messenger RNA. Its product is annotated as protein-arginine deiminase type-4-like. Gene Ontology annotation, molecular function: calcium ion binding; protein-arginine deiminase activity. Lineage: Eukaryota; Metazoa; Chordata; Chondrichthyes; Rajiformes; Rajidae. The transcript has 2 exons. Gene Ontology annotation, cellular component: nucleus; cytoplasm. Bases 61 to 423 code for a protein of 120 amino acids. The record is from RefSeq and is a predicted model, not a curated record.